CCUCCUAACGGUAACCCCCAAGUCGGGAAUCUCUCCCUUAUUUACGUCGGCUACCUUAACUUGAAUCUCUUAACGCACCCAUAUGAAGCAGUUCAAUAAUUCUGUUGCCCUAUAGUCAUGGCGGACCCUCUUUCCGUGGCCGGCUUGGCCAUGGGAGUGGUAUCGCUGGGUAUUCAAGUAUCCCAGGGCAUCACAACGUACAUCGACGCCCUCAACUGCCGCGACCAGGACCUUCUGUCGGUCAGAGAGCGAAACAAUUCCCUGCGACAGACGCUCCAGGUUGUCGAAAGAUCACGCUCCCAACUCGAGGAUGACCACCAAGUUGCGACAGCGGCGAUACGCGAAUGCCUGGAUUCGUGCAACAAAGAAUUGGGGGUGCUCGAGGAUCUAGUGAUUUAUCUCACCGCUUGCGACCAAUCUAACACCGCGAGCUUGAUUGGCAAGGUUAGGAACAAAAGCAAGAAGCUACUCUAUCCAUUUAGUCGCCCAAAGCUCGAACAGUUAGAAACGAGGCUCCGCAACGCAAAUGCAGCUCUUCAACUAGCGUUGCAAAUACUGGGCUUAUCGGUAUCACACCUAGGCACCGAGAAAUUGGUCACGCUUGAGGCUACUUCCUACGGCCUCUCUACCAGUUUUCACAAGACCCAGUCCGAAAUCUCGGCCAUGAGUCUUCCGCUCAAGGGUAUACAGAGCUCUGUGUCGGGGUUUGAGGCUCGCUUCGGCAACAUGGAAAGUCUCCUUCAGCAGCUGUUAGCUCAACAGUUGGCCAUCAACGGAAGUCCACAGGAGAUCACCCCCAAAGUUGCCACCGGCCGUCUGCUCGCAAAGCCGAGGGUCUUGAAGGAUAUCUGCGACGCCGCAGGAGCCCAGACGAGCCCUACAUCAGGUGGGAUGGUACAAGCCAUAGAUCACCGUGCGACACAUUCGGGCGACGCCAUCUCCACGUACUAUACAGGAGGGAGUCUCUCUUGCUUGUGCCGCCAUCGCCGACGUGUCCGAACCCAGAACGUUGUCUUGGGUUCUCUGAUGUUUUCUUCCGAGGCGGCGACCGAGCAGCAUCUGCCCGGAUGCCCAGCCGCUCGAGUAUUGAUAGGCACAGAUCGAAGCCAAAAGGUCGGCGUGACGUACACUGGGCUCCGACGUCUGCUCAACUCGGCCGUCCAACUUUCGUUCGAAAUGACGUGGGGGGCAGGAGCUUGGAGUCUCAGCCCCAGCUUUACUUACUAUCCUAGUGUCGACGCGGAAACGGCACCAGCCUUCAAAGUACUGCGCCUGUUAUCGGUGUCUCGGGUGAACAGCGGGUUGCACGAUUCGGCACUGUGGGAAGAGUUGGCGGUAUCGGCGGUGUCUGUGAUGUUGAGAUUGUUUCGAGCCAACAAGGCGUCGCCCCGGGCUGUGGAUGCCGACAAUAGAUCCCUCGUUUGCCAUUUGGCUGACUGUAUGACGAUGGCCUCGGAUCGAUCGAGUCCACAGUUCCCGAGUCAGGGCAAGCCCAGUGCUUUGCUUGAGCUUCUCAGAUGUUUGCUCGACAACAAAGCCCCAGCAAAUCAAUAUGACUUAUUCGGCAACGCACCGCUGAGCAGACUGUUUCUGUCAACCGGAUAUAGUCGUCUCACUGAUCCAUGGAUUGCUGAUGCCGCGAACCUCAUUCUGCGAUCGAAUGCCGAGGACAAUCUGGCAUGUUUGUCGAACCCACAUCCUGCAGCAUAUGUGAUGAUCGUCAACCGAUUAGGGCGGCGAGUUGGUGCGCGAGACAUCGCGGCCAUCCUUUACUUUCUCGCUUUUUCCACUGAAAUUGCCAAAGCCUAUGGCUGUGGUCCACUGAGCUUAGCAAUUCUAUCCAACAAUCCGAAGCAGGUCGAACAACUCUUGCAGGACCACCCUGCCACUCUCGCCGAGCGGAACCUUUUUGGGCACACGCCACUGCACCUCGCGGCAGAUAAGCCGUCAUGCUUGCAACUUCUUGUCAAAGUCGCGGACGCUGAGCUCCUCAACCAAGAACAUGUACCCGGUAAAUUCGGAAUGACUGCGUUGGAAACUGCCCUCUGUCUCAGCGGGUCGCAUUGUCGAGAAGGCCUAUCUGGGCGAAUGUGCCAACAGUGCAGUUGCGACGACUGCGUGGUCGUCAUUCUAGAAGCCGAUUGCGCGGUCCCCGUAUCGUCGGUUUUGCAGUCCGUGUUGGGCUGGGCCUCUGAACGAUGUAAAAUGCAAUACAUACGCGGUAUGAGAGACCGGAGAUGUCGGCUGAAGCAGCUCGCCCUAGACAACCUUUCGGCGACGGAAAUAAAGCGGCUGGGCUUGCUCUGUCCAGACCUUCUCGACUCAGCCGCAUCCCGAGUCACCCAAAGCUUGGAAGACGGUGGCAUUCGCAUCCCCGAGGCCCUUACGCCCUCAAAAGACGGACCGCGAUCUCUCUACCAAUCCCUCUGCUCGCCCGAGGAUGCCGACUUAUUCUUCGACCUCGGCUUCCACGACACGGCUUCGUGGUGCAACGCUAACGCGGGUGAACUUGAAGAUAUUCCCAGUCUUAUCCAGGACCUACCGUAUAUGUAUUGGCUGGCGGCACAUGGGGCCGGUUUCCGUCAGCUUGGAUCCUUUCCAACACCGAGAGAUACAUUUGUGGGCAACUAUAUAUUCCGGAGAAUCGGCGAGGAUCUCAACUUCUGGCCAGGGUCCUUUAUUUUUAACAGGAUCCGAUGUGGGAUGCCCUUCAAAGGUCCCGCACCCCCCGAUAAUGACCGAUUCCCUCCCGUCGACAACUGUAUCGCUUGGGUUCACGAAGUCAAUGCUGCAGUACUACCAGCUGAAAUUGCCGACAGCUGCCGUUGCAAAUGCUCCCCCGGGGGCUGCACCCCGUUGACAUCCUUGUUAAAGGGGGUGCCGGGUUUGAUAGGUUACACCUUUGGGCACAAACGAAGACGCCCUUCAGAACCUGGAGUUUCAGAAAACACGGACUCCAUGGAGGGAGACAGUGCUACUGAGGACACAAACUCCAUAGAGGGCAGUGUGGCGGGCGACACAGAAUCCUCGGACUCGUUAUCGUGGAUGAGGGGCUCUCUGUCAGCCGUGGCCACGUAUUUUACCGAAUAUCUCGAGCAUUUUGGAGGCGAUCUUGACGUCAACCAUCACACCGCAGCUCUGCGAUAUAUAACAUUUUCUGCACUCGACAUUCCCCAUUAUUGCUGCGGCCCUAACCGUGAGGUUUGGGGGUAUGACUGGCGGACCCCGGCAGAAGUUGAAGAAGAACACGCUUAUGAGCUAAGGUUGCUGGAUGAGUUACUCAGCGAGUUUGAAAAACAGAUCAUGGCAAUUCUUCAGGGUCCAAUUGGGGGGGUUGACGGUGUUAUCCGUUUCUGGAAACGGACUUGGGUGAAUCGAAUGAGGGAGGUUCUGGCUGGUCUCGCACGCGAUGAUUUGGCAAGUGACGCGAAACGAGCGGCUGAAGAUAUUGGCGUGGUCUGGGACAAGCCCAAACCCCCCAAACCGAGGGACAACCCCUAUCGCAAAGAUACCCUGGAGCAUUGGAUGCAUGAGCUGGAGAAGAUUGAAGCAGAGUGCUAAUGCGACUCAAAGCUGGAGAUGGGAGAUGGGAUACUGGAAAGACUUGGAUCAUGGAUUUCAUACCGUGGCUCUGGACCGAACUGCUCGAAUAAACUCAGGCUUCUUCUUCAGUGUCUAUUUAGCUGGUAUCUCAAACGAAGGUAUCUAACAGUUUUGAAAACAAACCCAAUUCCCACCCAUGACCUGUCUAAAAUGCACCGGCCAAUCUAUGUCUCCCCCAACAA
This is a messenger RNA of Chaetomium fimeti, 3785 nucleotides long. RefSeq lists its product as uncharacterized. The record is from RefSeq and is a predicted model, not a curated record. Bases 118 to 3561 code for a protein of 1147 amino acids. The transcript is spliced from 6 exons. Lineage: Eukaryota; Fungi; Ascomycota; Sordariomycetes; Sordariales; Chaetomiaceae.